GGAAAACCCACGCAGGAACAAGGAGAACAUGCAAACUCCACACAGGCGGGGCCGGGAUUAUUUUCUUAUCUCUAUGCCAACAUUCUUGCAGUUGUAAAACCAAGGACAAGGGACAUGGACAUACAGUCUGUGUUGAAUAUCAACUCUAAACAAGCAGCUACCUGCAGGAGCGUCCGCCUACAACGAGGCUUUUGACAUCGGGCAGAGAGGACCAGCCGUUCCGACAGAGUCCAUCAGACCAGCGUGAAGAUCAAGCAUAGUCAGGAAAACUCAUUGCAGUUGCAGAUGGAACCGGAUAAUCAGAUCCAGAGUGAAGAGAGCAAUUCCACUAACUGUCCCUCCAUUGAUGACUUCCGCAAUCAGGUUUACUCCACUUCCUACUGCCUCAUCACGGUGUUGGGCCUGGCUGGAAACGGUUUCGCCUUGGUGGUGCUGCUCCGAACGUAUCGCCCGAGUUCUCCUUUCCAAGUGUACAUGCUGAAUCUGGUUGUAUCCGACCUGAUGUGUGUCAGCACUCUGCCAAUGCGGGUAGUCUAUUAUGUCAACAAGGGACAGUGGAACCAGGGCGAUUUCCUGUGUCGCAUCACCUCCUGUGCCCUCUACCUCAAUCUGUACUGCAGCAUUUACAUCAUGACGGCCAUGUCUGUGACACGUUUCACGGCCGUCGUCUUCCCUGUGCAAAACCGACAAUUGCUGACAGUGAAACAUGCCCGCCUGGUGUGUGUGGGCAUUUGGAUUUUUACCUGUCUAGCGUCAUCACCCUUCCUGUUGUUUGGCCAGAAAUUUGACCCUGUCUCCAAUAAAACAAAGUGCCUUGAACCUCCGAUUGGUCAAGAUGUGCCAAAAGUAGUCAUGCUGAAUAAUUUGGCUUUGGUCCUGGGUUUUAUCCUCCCCUUCUUCAUCAUACUGAUCUGCUACGCUGGUAUAAUCCGUACCCUACUGUACCGCACCCCAAGGACUAGACGUCAGCAAGACAUAGGCCCAAAAGCCAUUAGAAUGAUUGCAUUUGUCCUACUGACCUUCUUAGUUAGCUUCAUGCCGUACCACGUGCAGCGCUCCAUUCACAUACACUCCUUGUACCGGACUGACACAUCCUGUUCUGAAAAAGUGAUUAUGCAAAAGUCAGUCGUAGUGACGUUGUGUCUCGCAGCGGCAAAUUCAUGCUUUGAUCCUUUGCUUUACUUUUUUUCCGGGGAGGGUUUUCUCAAACGUCUUUCUUCCAUGCGCUUGUCACGAUCACCAAGCACCUAUAACCGUACCGGUAACGAGACUGGCGUCACCAGACAGCCCAAUGACACAUCAGUUGUACUUAACAGGAGCGCUGUCUAGUAAGAUGAAGGACACGUUGAAAAGAUUGAUUACUCACAAACACAUGAAUUUAGCAUUUGUCAACAAAUCUAAAACACUGGAAUUAGUAGACACCCUACGAAUUACUGUGGCUACUGUGUAUGUGAAAUGAUAUCCAUCCAUCCUGAACUACUUGUCUUCUUUGUCGGAAGUGAAUUUGGGUGGGAUCUGGGAUGCACCCAAAACCAUUUGCCGGUAAAUACAGGAUAAAUACAUUUUGGAAUAAGUAUCAUGUGUUAUAUUCUUGCCAUCAACUGGAUCAACAUUGUAUUCCCCACUAUAAAUUUUAAAGAAAACAAAUUGUUGAUUAAAGGUGGUUCACAGAACUAUAAUUAUAAUUAGAAGAAAUUGAAAAAGAAAAAAAUUGAAAAAGAAAUAAAUUUUUUAGAGGCUCAAAACCAUUGAUGCUGUGCUUGGCUUGGCACUAUGUCCCCCAAUGGACCUUUCCGAUGACAAUCUUAAGCUCUGCCCCCUUAGCAAUGUCCCACAAUCUUACAAAAUGGUGAUUGAACGGAACAGAUUUGAAGUGGAUUCUCUAUCGUGUAUUCCAGAUAAUAUUGGGGUAUGUUUUUUGCCAAAUGCGUCAGACUUUUCCAAGAGAGUUCUACAGAGAGGUCUCAACUAUUUCAUGCAAUGAUAUGUACACGGAAUUAAGAUUUUGGACGGAGUAGGACGCAAUGUCAGAGUUACAGCGAAAAAUUGGCAAUCGAUGCAAAAAAGUUUGACACCUCACAAACUUCAUAUUGAAAUCCAACACGAUAAAAUAGUGGAAUCAUACUGCGCAUGUAAAGGAAGGUGAGUACUUUUAACUUGGAAAGAUCACGAGUAAUAUCAUUAUAGUCUUUAUCAGUGGUUGGGUGUAUUCAUUUGACUUGGCUUAUAAUGGAACCCGGUGCUCUGUUUUAAAAGUCUGAUGUGAUACAAAUAGGCAAAUAGAUAUUUCUCUUACAUGACAUCACGCGUUUUCGUAUCACUAACCCGACUCUUUGGCAUAAAACAUGACACACUUCAUUCAGCAGGUCAGUGAUACACUAACAAAGUGAAAAUUGUUCUCCUGCAACGUGUAAAGCACUUAUAAUAAUGAAAUCAAACUCAGAGAAGAUACUUCUCCCUCACUUACCUUCGAACAUACAGACUUGUGUUUGUUGAUAUUGUCCACAUUUAGUUGUACGUAUGCUCUUCCGCAAGCCUUAAUCAAUCGUAGACAACUGUGUUUUAGACUUGGAAAAUUAAUCACCAGGGCCCCUUGUAACCUAGCAGGAUAGCUUUCAUCAGAAUUGCACAUUCCCCAAGAGCAUCUGAGGACCACUUUCUCCAUAACAUCAACUUUUCUAAGCGCACGCUACUGACAACCAGCAUUGCUUGUGAGACAAUACGGGAGAGGGGCAUGUCAAGCCAGGAGUGUAGACAAUGUGGCUAUCUGAUUGGUUAUUAUUGUACGAGUGAUUCACAGGUUGGAAAGGUCCAUUGCACAACUUACCAGAUUUUUAAAAUAUAUACUGUAUAUAUAAUUUGUACACAUAUAUAAUUGACUGCUUGGGAUUUUGAUCAACUCGGACAAAACUUUGGGUGUCAGUGAUUUCUCUCCUGUACUCAUGUCAUGGAACUUACAAUAAGGCUCAUAAUUUAAAAUGCUAUAUAGAAGCAUUUUUACAGUCAAUGUAAUGUGAUUUUGUCUCUGUCAUGCAUCAUCCAUGAGGCCAGGAAAGCCAUGAGCAUGCUGACUACCCCAUGACUGCAAUUGUGGCGAGUUUGUGUGCCUUCCCAGGCUCUGGGUCACAUGUAUGAACCUAUAUUGCAAGGGUCACCAGCAUGUUGCGGGUGAUCACCAGGUACCCCAAAAGGACCACAUAAGCAGCACGUGGGCCUCUCCUGAAAAUAUCUCACCUGUGGUGGGAGAUUGUGAUUUUGU
This is a messenger RNA of Syngnathoides biaculeatus (alligator pipefish), 3259 nucleotides long. RefSeq names its product cysteinyl leukotriene receptor 1-like. Gene Ontology annotation, cellular component: plasma membrane. Lineage: Eukaryota; Metazoa; Chordata; Actinopteri; Syngnathiformes; Syngnathidae. The transcript is spliced from 4 exons. The coding region runs from base 286 to 1329 and encodes 347 amino acids. Gene Ontology annotation, molecular function: leukotriene receptor activity. Gene Ontology annotation, biological process: G protein-coupled receptor signaling pathway. The record is from RefSeq and is a predicted model, not a curated record.